Molecule: messenger RNA, 2034 nt
Organism: Entelurus aequoreus (snake pipefish)
Lineage: Eukaryota; Metazoa; Chordata; Actinopteri; Syngnathiformes; Syngnathidae
Product: E3 SUMO-protein ligase ZBED1-like
Exons: 3
Coding region: 226-2034 (602 amino acids)
Molecular function (GO): DNA binding; protein dimerization activity
Source: RefSeq, a predicted model, not a curated record
GGUUUUAGACGAACGUUAUUUAGCUCUCCUGGCUGACAUGUCUGUUGUGUAUAUGCAGCCUGCUCGUGCUACUCUCAUGCCUUGUCAAACUCACCAAUCAGAAGUGGUAAACUACUUGUGAGCAGGGCAUGCCGUCACGCUAACCAAUCAGAGGCGGCCAUUGACGAGGCUACCGCGUACACGCCCACUAACAACUUUGGUGAAGAAACAAACGUCCUGGAGGAAAUGGCUGCUGCCGCCGGGUCAGAAGUGGAGGAGGAUUUAGUUUUAAUACAGAAGAAGAGCAGCACGUCUGUCAUUUGGGACUACUUCGGUUUCGAAACUUCAGAUGUGCAUCAGAAACAGGUACUUUGUAAAACUUGUCGGGCCAAAGUCGCCACAUCCCAAGGCAACACGACUAAUUUAUUCCGGCACUUGAAAAAUCACCACCGGCAGUUACACGACGAAUGUAUGACCAAAAAGUCCGGUGAAAAGUCAACCCCGAGCGAUUCAGCCCAUUGUAGCAAACAUACCACAAUUACAGCGUCGUUUGCCAGUAUAACUCCUUAUGAGAAGAGCAGCCGCAGACACAAGGAGAUAACGACCGCCAUAACACACUACAUUGGCAAAGACAUGGUGUCUGUUAACACCGUUACCAAAGAGGGAUUUCAAAACCUCCUCCACACGCUGGACAGAAGAUACAAGAUUCCCUCCCGCACCUAUUUCAACCAGGUCGCCAUCCCACAGCUUUACGCCGAGUGCAAGGAAAAAGUGGAAAGAGAGGUGAAAAAUGUGCUUUAUUACGCCACAACUACCGAUAUGUGGUCAAGCAGAACAAGCGAACCGUAUCUUAGCUUGACCUUGCAUUACAUAAAUGACGACUUUGAGUUGAAAAGUCGCUGCCUGCAGACAGCAUACUUUCCCAUGGAUCACACAGGAGAGAAUAUCGCCCUCGGAUUAAGAGAGUGUCUAGCAAGCUGGGGUCUGAAAGAGGAGGACCAGACGUGCAUCACAACUGACAAUGGAGCAAACGUCGUCAAAGCUGUGCAGCUUAAUCAGUGGACCAGGCUUCAAUGUUUUGGCCACAGGCUACAUCUUGCAAUUGAAAAUGCUGUUAAAGAUGAUGUAAGAGUUAAACGGGCAACAGGACUCUGCAAGCAGCUGGUUGGACAUUUCUCACAUAGCUGUAAAAAGAAGGCCGCACUGAAAAAGGCACAGCAAGAAUUGAAGAUACCGGAGCACUCACUGAUUACAGAGUGUCCGACGAGGUGGGGCUCACGACAGAGGAUGAUUGGGAGGGUGUUGGAGCAGAGUAAGGCGUUGUCUCAGGUUCUAUCUGAAGACAAGAAGACACGUCACCUGGUCCCCACUUGGCAGGACACAGAUGUCCUUGAGUCAUUAAACAAUGCCCUUGGCCCUCUUCAGGAGUUUACUGAUGCCCUGUCCGGUGAAGCCUAUGUAAGUGUGUCCUACCUGAAGCCAGUCCUCCAUCUCCUGAGGACAUCGAUCCUGACUGUAGACAAAGACGACCCAGAUCUUACCAGGGACAUAAAGUCAAGAGCUCUUCGCUAUAUUGAAGAUAAAUACAGCGACCCAGCCACACAGGAGCUACUAGAUAUUGCUUCGUUCCUUGAUCCUAGAUUCAAAACUGACUACAUAAGAGCAGAGAAUGUCCCAGACAUCAAAGAAAGAGUGAGGAUCGAAAUGGAACAGGUGGCACGAAAGGAAAAGAGGGCCCGUGUCAGCACUACAGAGGCCAUGCCCCAGGGUGCAGCAGAGGCAGAGCCAUCUACUGUGGGGAAGGGAAAGCGGUCAUUGGGCAGCUUCUUCAAGAGCAGACCGUCUGUGCCUCCUCCUUCCACCACCAUGCAGUUGGAGGAUGCCAUUAAUGCAGAGCUGAACAGCUACCUGAUAACUCCUACAAUUGAUGGAGAGGACAAUCCCCUGGCCUGGUGGAGAGUGCACAAUGUUAACUUUCCAUGGUUGAGCAAACUGGCUCGCAAGUUUCUGUGCAUACCAGCCACCAGUUCACCAUCAGAAAGAAAGAUUGUUUAG